Messenger RNA from Thlaspi arvense, 2540 nucleotides. The record is from the annotation of a GenBank genome assembly. Lineage: Eukaryota; Viridiplantae; Streptophyta; Magnoliopsida; Brassicales; Brassicaceae.
UAUGUAACGGCCCACUUUGUUUUGGCGAAGAGACAUCAACGAGAGAGUCCGUCUGGCUCUCUUCUCUUGUGCACUCUCGUCAAAUUCGUCGGUUUUCGAGGCAAGAUAAAGUGGCGCCUUGGAUUUUAAAUCGGAGAAGAUUGAUUUUUUUCUGUCGCUUCCGAGAGAUACGUAAGCCCUAAUUGUUCAAAUUCAACAUGAUCUUAAGGACUCCGCCGCCGAAGAAGCUCCGGACCGACGCCGGAGGCAGCCCACCCCCCACCGGCGCCGCUAGCUCCGGAAAGCAGCUCAUUAUUUACGAAGAUUCUCCUCUUCCCGCUCCAAUACAAACAACUUUUCAUGAUCAUUCCGAUCAGUACCUUUGCACCUAUCAAUGUCGCCAAAUGGUUAAAGCUGAUGUUCUAGACGCCUUAAGCAAAGCAGAGAAACAAGCCCAGGAAUAUCAGACCAAAUUACAGACUCUAAAUCAGAAUUUUAACGAAGCAGACGCAGAAAGAAAGCACUUACGAGAUAAGUUCUUAUACUCAGAGCAAGAACUGGCUGCUGCAAAAGGGCGUGAAAAGAUGCUUCAGGAGCAGCUCUUAACGGAGAUCAACACUUCUCAAGAGCGGUAUACAAAAGAACUACAAUCUUGCCAUGAACUGGAGGUAAAACUUCAAAAUGAAACGAAUCUUCGACAGAAAGCCGAGUCUUCUGUUGCAACAGCAGAAGAAAAAGCUAAACUUUUGGAAGAGAAACUAAGUCAGCUAUCUGGUAGUGUGGACAGGGAGAAAACACGUGUGAACAAUGAUAUUGCCCACUUGGGUAAAGAAGCAAAGCUUUCUGUAUCUAGGAUUGGUGCAGAUCUUGAAAGGAUGCAAUGCAGAGCAGAAAGUGCAGAGGCGGAAACAGAUCUCUUAAGAUCACAGCUGGAGCAUCUUAAGCAGAAAUUUGACGAGUGUUUACACGAAAAAACUAAAGUAGACAAAAAGCUUUCGUCAUUCACUUCUCAAGCGGCAUCUUCUUCAGAUAACAGUGUAUUGAUUAAAAAUCUCCAGGAGGAACUUAAGCGCUAUGAAGCUGAAGUGCGAGAAGCUAGAAAGCUUAAAUCGCAGCAGUUAGAUGCUGAGCUGUUGAAAGUGAAGUUAUUGGAAGAAAAAAGCCGUAGGGAGAGGGCCGAAUCGGAGUUAUCAAAAUUGCCUGAAUUGCAGAUAAGCAUGGACACUUUGGAGGAUGAAUUAUCCUCUUGGAAGUCAUUGCUAAACAACAUUCCCGGUGUAUCCUGUCCUGAUGACAUAAUGGUGAAAUUCUUGGCGCUGCAAAAGGAGGUGCUUGAUAGCACUAUGAAGAUUGGGGAAGUAAGUACACGUUUUAAUCAACUGCAGGCGGCUCUGGAUGCUGCACAACUUGGCAGGCAGAAUGCUGAAACUGAGGCUGCAUUAGCUAAAGAGAAAUCCGAGGCACUCAAAUCAGAUAUGAAGAGGACUGAAGUAAUGCUUUCUUUGGUCACUGAAGAGAAAGAACAACUAAAAGCUGUUGUUAGUGAACUAAGGAAGUCCAACAGUGAAGGACCUGUGUCCGGGGUCACAGAUGUAACUCUUGUUCAGGGGAUUGAAUCUUCUCUUGCGAACAAGGAGAACUAUCUUAAAGAGUUAGAGAAGGAGCUAAGUCAACUGAAAGAUGUCAAUAAUCGUCAACGUGCUGAAAUAGAACAUCUAAAUGAUAAAUUAGCCAGUGAAGCAAGGAGAAUGAAGUCGCUGGAAAGGGAUAGCGAUCGUCUUUGCUCGGAGAUCUCUUUGCUGGAGUCAAGGCUGGGUCAUGGUGAUUUUGCUGCUGCAAAUACAAGGGUAUUGCGCAUGGUGAAUACUCUUGGUGUCGAAAAUGAGGCAAAACAAACAAUAGAGGCUUUACAGGCUGAGUUGCAGAAGACAAGAGAAAGACUUCAAGCUGUUGAAGAAUUGAAGAGUCAGUCUGGAGAUGCAGGUAAGCUAGUUGACUCUCAUAUAACUGGAAAGAUUGCUCAGCUAAAAGAACAAAUUGUAAUGGAUGAACAUCAGCGUCCCAAUGGAAUCCCAGUUACUCGGUUUACUCUCCAGUCUAUAUAUGCUCAAAGCGAUGACGAGAAGCUCGAGUUCGAAUACGAAUCAGGAAACACGAGUAUUCUAGACAAUCAGUACACCUCUCAGGGUGAGAUAGCAAAGCAGAUAGAAAUAUUCAUCAGGAAGUUCAACUCGAUUCCAGCCUUUACAGCCAAUUUAACUAUGGAAUCAUUCAACCGCCGCACGCUAUAUUGAAAGCACCGAGUCAUUGUUCCCAAUCGUGUGUUUUUUUUUUUUUUUGUAUAUUUUUAAAUUCCGCUGAACAGAAACACAAAACUGAAAUGCCGCAGCUUAGAACAGAAUCAGAAUCAGAAUCAAAAGUUGAACACUGGUGUAUGUAUCAAUAACUUUAUUUUGGUUUGAAAGGAAAAGUGGCGUGGAUUAAGUCGGAAAGAACAUAAACAGUAAUUUGAAAAUCGUUGCUGAGAAAAUAAAAGAACAUAAAGAGUAGAUCAGUUUUCC